Messenger RNA from Arvicola amphibius (Eurasian water vole), 2363 nucleotides. RefSeq names its product protein arginine methyltransferase 7 (gene Prmt7). NCBI's taxonomy places the organism in Eukaryota, Metazoa, Chordata, Mammalia, Rodentia, Cricetidae. Gene Ontology annotation, biological process: peptidyl-arginine methylation. Gene Ontology annotation, molecular function: protein-arginine N-methyltransferase activity. The record is from RefSeq and is a predicted model, not a curated record. Bases 67 to 2316 code for a protein of 749 amino acids. The transcript is spliced from 18 exons.
CUCCCGUGUUUGGUCAGCUUUCGGACCUCAUUUCUAGGGCUCUGACUCGGGCCCUGGCGUGGGUAUAUGCGGGUCCCCGGGAUACUUCAGGACUUUGCCGGAGUCCACGUGGAGUUGUUCAAGCACCCUGGCGGACAGGCAUUAAAAUUGAUUAGGUUCCUGAUAUCCAGAUCUAUUCUAAGAAGGAAAUUGACAAGGCCACAUUUCCGUGCAAACAUCGAGGAGCCAGUUGGCACCAUGAAGGUCUUCUGUGGCCGUGCCAAUCCGACCACGGGAUCCCUGGAAUGGCUGGAGGAGGACGAACACUAUGAUUACCACCAGGAAAUUGCCAGGUCAUCCUAUGCAGACAUGCUGCACGACAAAGACAGGAAUAUAAAGUAUUACCAGGGUAUCCGGGCAGCAGUGAGCAGGGUGAAAGACAGAGGACAGAAAGCCUUGGUUCUUGACAUUGGCACUGGCACAGGUCUCUUGUCCAUGAUGGCAGUUACUGCAGGUGCUGACUUCUGCUAUGCUAUUGAGGUCUUUAAACCUAUGGCUGAUGCUGCUGUGAAGAUCGUGGAGAAAAAUGGCUUCAGUGACAAGAUUAAGGUUAUUAACAAGCAUUCCACUGAGGUGACAGUUGGACCAGAUGGUGACUUGCCGUGUCGGGCUAACAUCCUGGUCACAGAGCUGUUUGACACGGAACUGAUUGGAGAGGGAGCACUGCCCUCUUAUGAGCAUGCACAUAGGCAUCUUGUGCAGGAGCACUGUGAAGCCGUGCCUCACAAAGCAACUGUCUAUGCCCAGCUGGUGGAGUCCAGAAGGAUGUGGUCAUGGAACAAGCUGUUUCCUGUCCGUGUUCAGACUAGUCUCGGAGAGCAGGUCAUCGUCCCUCCCUCAGAAUUGGAGAGGUGUCCUGGUGCACCUUCAGUCUAUGACAUUCAGCUGAACCAGGUGUCACCUGCUGACUUUACUGUCCUCAGUGAUGUGUUACCAAUGUUCAGCGUGGACUUCAGCAAGCAAGUCAGUAGCUCGGCAGCCUGCCAUAGCAGGCAGUUUGUACCUCUGGCAUCUGGCCAAGCGCAGGUGGUUCUGUCCUGGUGGGACAUUGAAAUGGACCCUGAGGGGAAGAUCAGAUGUACUAUGGCGCCCUUUUGGGCACAGACAGACCCACAGGAGCUUCAGUGGCGGGACCACUGGAUGCAGUGUGUAUACUUCUUGCCGCAGGAGGAGCCCAUUGUUCAGGGCUCCCCCCGAUGCCUGGUUGCCCACCAUGACGACUACUGUGUGUGGUACAGCCUUCAGAGAACCAGUGCUGAUGAGAAUGCGAAAGUCUACCAAGUGCGCCCUGUGUGUGAUUGUCAGGCUCACCUGCUCUGGAACCGGCCUCGGUUUGGAGAGAUAAAUGAUCAGGACAGAACUGACCAGUAUGCCCAAGCCCUGAGGACUGUGCUGAUGCCAGGUGCCGUCUGUCUUUGUGUCAGUGACGGCAGUUUGCUCUCCGUGCUGGCCCAUCACCUCGGGGCAGAGCAGGUGUUUACAGUUGAGAGUUCUGUAGCUUCCUAUAGACUGAUGAAGAGGAUCUUCAAGGCUAACCACCUGGAAGACAAAAUUAGUAUCAUCAAGAAACGGCCUGAGUUGCUAACAUCUGCAGACCUGGAGGGUAAGAAGGUCUCCAUGCUCCUGGGUGAACCAUUCUUCACCACCAGCCUGCUGCCAUGGCACAACCUAUACUUCUGGUAUGUUCGCACCUCUGUGGAUCAGUACCUGGAACCUGGAGCUGUGGUGAUGCCCCAGGCUGCCUCACUGCACGCCAUGGUCGUGGAGUUCAGGGAUCUGUGGCGGAUCCGGAGCCCUUGUGGUGACUGUGAAGGCUUUGAUGUGCACAUCAUGGAUGAUAUGAUUAAGCACUCCCUGGAUUUUCGAGAGAGCAGGGAGGCAGAGCCCCACCCAUUGUGGGAGUACCCAUGCCGCAGCCUCUCUGAGCCUCAGGAGGUUCUGACCUUUGACUUUCAGCAGCCCGUCCCCCAGCAGCCUGUGCGUGCUGAGGGCUCCAUGGAACUGAGAAGACCCGGGAAGAGCCAUGGGGCUGUCCUGUGGAUGGAAUAUCAUCUGACUCCAGACAGCACAGUCAGCACCGGCCUCAUGAAUCCUUUGGAAGACAAGGGGAACUGCUCCUGGAACCCCCACUGCAAGCAAGCUGUGUACUUCUUCAACACCACACUGGAUCCCAGAGUUCCUCUGGAUGGCCCUCAGUCAGUCAGCUAUGUUGUGGAGUUUCACCCCCUCACUGGAGACAUCACCAUGGAGUUUAGGCUUGCAGACACCUUGAACUAACCUUCCCUUGUUGAGAAAUUAAAUGGCCAAUAGGCUGCAGACUCUGA